Molecule: messenger RNA, 4191 nt
Organism: Microplitis mediator
Lineage: Eukaryota; Metazoa; Arthropoda; Insecta; Hymenoptera; Braconidae
Exons: 2
Coding region: 328-3903 (1191 amino acids)
Source: RefSeq, a predicted model, not a curated record
AUUUUCUUCGUUGAUAUUUAGAGGCAGCACAUAUCGAUGAAAGACUCGAUCGCUAUAUAUUUAGCACGUGAUCAUUUUAUACGGUGGCAUGUAACGGAACGGGUGUUGAGUUGCGAGCCGGUAUACAAAUCAGACAUUUAUUUAAUAAAACAUAAUUGUGAAUAAAAAAAAAUAUUCGCGGUUAUAUUUUACUAGUGACUACAAAAAGUGUAAUUAGCAAUUGACGACCGUUGUGAUUAAAUAUUUUUCGUACUUUUUUUGGAUAAAAAGAAAGUAAAAUAAAAUUAAUCAUCCAAUAGAAUUUUUUGACGCUGUGAAGUUGCAGUAAUGGCAGAGGGACCAUCGCCAUAUUUGAGAGCGAUUCAGAAAGUUGUAGGAAACACACCGGGUAAAAAGUUUUAUAAAUUAAACCGCAUCGUGAAAAGAAUAAUAGAAUCAGAUAAUCAAAAUGCUUCGAUGCAAUCGGCUGUUGAUUCGUCGGAAUUACCGGAGGCUUUAAAACCACUGGUGCAAGUGGAGGUCGCGCGAUUAUCAGAACAAUUCGUGGGAAUUUGCGAAGCUCUGAAAUCCGAUGACUCUUUAGUGUUUGAUCGAGCGCUCAGGGCCAAGUGGUUUUUCAAUGGCAGCCAUAGAAAUUGUAGGGUUCAGUACUACAAGAAACGAAUUUUUCCGGUCGUAUCUCUGCAGAGUCGACUUAAAAUUAUCAGAGCGUUGGCUAAUAAUUUAACCGCGAAUCCUGCUAUCGCUGAAGCAUUUUAUACUUCGCUGAUUUUGAAGUACGAGGAAAAACAAGCUCACCCACUACUAAAAGCUUGCAGUGAAUCAUUUAUCUGGAGACACAUCACAAAUCAUAAACUACGGCUUAAUAAUAAAAUGGUACGAAUUUUAUUCGACAAGUAUCCAAAACUUGUAGUGAAAUACCUAAAGCUAAGCAAAAAAAGUGACGACGAAUUUGAACGAAAUUUACGACCCGUUAAUUUACAGUCUCAUGCGUCUUUGCUUCCCAGAUUAUUCAACAAAUAUCCAGACACUUUUAUGGAACUCAUCGAAAUGCAUAACAACAACUUCAAUAUAAAGUUAAGCCGCCGCAGUACUAAUUUAUUUUUCAAAAAAUUUCCUGACGCUUUAAUAAGAAAUCCCCGAUUAUUUCUUCCAAUGUUAGAUCUCAAAGUCGUAUAUAAAAAUAUCACUGACCUUCAGUUCUUAGUCAUUUUCAAGCAGCUAUUUCCGCCCAAAAUAGAUUCAUUCGAAUUCGAUGAAUUACUUCAGUAUCUAGAAUGCCUUUCAAAUGAUGCUAAAUUGCAUCUAAUGACUUCUACAUUCGAAGAAGUUUACGGAGUUAAAUUUUUAGAUUGUACUGAAAAAAUCACACCAUCAGCUCUUUCGAUGCUUCCACCCGAAGAUCGGAUCAAGGCAGUGAGAAUAAUCCUUAAAGAUAUCGAACAAAAUAGUCCAAAAAGUCCCAAUAUGCCGUGGAUUGGCUACUUACCCCCUGAUCCCUUAAUAGAGAUGACGACAUCAAUUCUUGAACGCACAACGACCCCAGAGAGACGAGCGGAUUUAAUAAAGCAAUUAAUCUUCACGUGCCGAGUUAAUGCCAACAAUGAUUCGUUUCUUAGAGUUAUCAACCACAUCGCAGCAAAUCACAUGGAUGAACCUGACUGGUUCUUCAUGGACAUUUUCGAAUACAUAUCAAUAAUAUACCCCAUAAAUACUUUGACUGAGCAGCAUUGGAACGCGUUCAUUCCACUAAUCGUAGCAACGUCCAAUAAGUUCCCUACUUUGCACGAGCAGAUACCAUUGGAUUUGAUUAUCGCUGCAAUUCGUUGCGACUUGGAUAGAAGGAUUACUCAGAACACCGGUACUAUGAAAUUCUUUACAAAAUUGAAUCUGACACGUAAGCGAACUGAUUGGCGAAUUUUCGAAGACAAUUUUCGAUACGAUAGAAUCUGCCUUGAACACUUUAUCACUAAUGUAUUGACAGCCGAUAGCAGCAGCAAGAGUGUACCCGAUAAUCCACUUAUACAUUUAUUAGCAUCCAUUAAAGACUUUAAUGACGAGGUCACGGAAGUGGAAUCUGAAGUUAAAGUUAUUCGUAUUGAAGAAUAUCCGAAAUUGGUGGAAAGAGUGCAGCCAUUAAUUGAUCGUCACGUCGGGAAUCGUUCAUUCAUAAGAAAUCUCAAAGUCGCUGUAAGAAACUUGGAUCAGAAUCUCUAUAACCGCUGGGUCAGUAAAAGUGUAAGGAAAUGCGAAAAAUUGCCUCAAGUUAUAAUCAGUGAUUUGAAUUCAAGGCACACUUGGAUAAUGCUUAAGACCGAUCCGCAAUGUGUUAAUUAUUAUUGGGAAGAGAUUUUGAAGGAAUGUAUUGAAAAAAAUCAUUCCGUUUGUGGUAAGUGCAAAUCUUGUUCGGAGAGCGAUCCCUUAGCUCGAAGAUUUGUCAGAAUGAGCCGGUGGUGUCAGGAUUUGCCGAUAAAUUUUCUUGGAAAGCUGUCAGAAAACGUUGAUUGGCAUAAAAAAGGUCGGGAUCUACUUAUUCUGGCGUUACUGCUCGAAGGACCGGAAUUGGAACGCUUCGUAAAAACUUCUAUCACGGCCGCUAUUACGAGAAUUACCGAUGAAAACAAUGCCGAGGAUGGCUUGAAAUUAACUUAUUUCAUUCCGAGAGCCCUAAGUGUCGCUAAUCCCCCGGUAUCUUUGGAUUUUAUGGUUAACUACUGCGUCGAUAAUUGUAAACAGGUGCCAAUUGAAUACAUUCUUAAUAUAGGCCGACGGACGGCCUGUUCUAAAGUUAUUUCGUUUGCAACGGAUCUGUUGAAACCAAGGCCGAUUGCUCUACCGGUGUCUAUACGAAAAAUCGGAAUUCAGUUAUUGUGUAUGGUCCAGGAUGCCGAAAGUCUACACGAUACCCUAAAGGACUUGUGGUACCGCGAAAUGAAUCCGAAGCUUCGUGGGCUAUUGUUUAGAAAUGUGCUUAAACUUUUUAAAUCAUUUCCCAAUGACCAGAACUGGAGAUUGAUUAAAAGAUAUAUCAGCGGUCUUACACGAUAUGACAGAGAUACUUUUAGAUCUCUUAUGAAAUUUGAUUCCAUUCCUAAUGAAUACAUCGCCAAGUAUGUCGAUAAAUUAUUUGCACUCUUUCUUAGACUCGGUAAUAAGGGAAACGAUUUGGAGCCAGAAGUCGUUUGGUUAUAUUUUACGAAGAUACUUAGUAUUGAUAAGAACAUAUUAGCUCUGUGUCCCGACACAUAUCACCGUAACAUGAUUGCAACAUUUGUUCUUGAUUUCGGUCCACCAAAGGGAGUACAGUCUGCAGCCCAAAUUUAUCUAAUUAAUUACAUUUUAAUAGCGCGAGAUAAGUUAGAAGACGGAUUGACUAUUUUCGAAAAUAUAUUUAAGAAAAUGGUUAAGCAUUAUUGGAAUAUUCAUCAUCGUGAUGACCCGACAUUCUAUCCAGCAAAACAUUUCGUACAUGAAUUGAUCUAUAAUAUAUUAUAUUCUUUACCCGACAGUCCUAUAAAACGUAAGUUAGUUAAUAUUGUGAUGACAGUGGCACAAAAUUCGGAUUUCAACGCUUAUCGGGAUCCCGAAUUCUACACUGCGUUCACCGUCGCUUCAUGUGUUAACGACAAAAUUUAUCCUCAGGAAUUAGUAACGAAGAUCAAAAAACUUUUGCCUGUAUUAGAAAAAUGUGCUGAUUACGUCUCCGUUGAAACUAUUGCUGAAUGUCUUUAUAAAAUUUUCGAUUCUGUCACCACUCUACUCUAUCAAGUACAGGUCAUCAUAAAUCUCCUAGGUUUAAGAAAUGAUUAUGCUGAUGAUCUUGCAUUUCAUCUUAUCAGACGUCAAAGGCGAUUAAAAAACUAUCCACGACUCGCAGAAUUUGCGUCUCGUGCCAUACCAUAAAUAACUACAACCCUGUAGGCGAGCGCUUUUUUCACUAGUUUUUAAGAUAAGUAAUUAAUAAGAAGGAGUUAUGUAAAAAUAUUUUACUGCAUUGAAUUUUAUAAUUAUCGUCAUUUUGUCGUGACUGUUGGCAUCCAUUUUAUUUCAACUAUUGCUAAAUAUCUUUACGAAAUAAUCGAUCCCGAUGAAAAAAGAUUUUAUACAAUUUUAUAUAAUUAUAUAUCAAUUAUAUAUGGACUAUAUAUAAUUAUAUAUAGACUAUAUAUAAUUGGAUAGAAAAAAUAGCUC